GCCUACGCGAUCACGAGUGCGUUUGCCGGGCUGCAGCUCAUCAGACUAAAUGGCCGCGGCGCUCCGUGGACCACCCAAAAAGUGCUCCAUGUGCUCGUCGUGCUGGCGACGUGCGUGCGCGCGACGUUCUUCUGCCUGUCGAUGAAGACCUGGGGCUGGACGUCCGGGGACCUCAGCGCCGCGGAGCCGAUGGCGCGCAUGGCGUUCUACGUCUGCGACGAGCUGCCGACGAUGGUCUUCUUCACGGUCUACACGGCCGUGACGCUCUUCUGGGCGGAGAUGUACUACAUCGCCUCGGACGCGGCGCGCAUCUACGAGGACACGGUCCAGCCCGUGGACAGCGUCGUCAACACGGCCGCGUACGUGUUCCUCGUGGGCCUCUGGCUGCUCUUCGCGACGCGCUGGGCCGACUACGUCUACUACGUGAACCGCGCCUACGCCAUCUUCGUCUCCGUGCUCUACGUCUGCACGGCCGCGCUCCUCUUCGCCUUCGGGCGGUCCGCGGCGAAGGAGCUCCACCAGGUGCCCAUCGAGCUCCAGAUGCGCCGCAAGAAGCUGCGCGAGGUGUCCGUGAUGACGACGGCCAUCACGGCGUCCAUGGUCGGCCGCGCGCUCGUCCUGGUCGCCUUCGCGGACCAGCCCCUGCCCGUGAACAGCCUCUUCGCCGUCUUCCUCGCGUCCGUCUACUUCGGCGCGCUCGAGCUGCUCCCCGUCGUCCUCGUGCUCUACUACUACCGCCGCAUGCCC
This is a messenger RNA of Aureococcus anophagefferens, 747 nucleotides long. RefSeq lists its product as hypothetical. The annotation marks the transcript as partial. Lineage: Eukaryota; Pelagophyceae; Pelagomonadales; Pelagomonadaceae. The record is from RefSeq and is a predicted model, not a curated record. The transcript has a single exon.